This is a messenger RNA of Verruconis gallopava, 1407 nucleotides long. RefSeq lists its product as uncharacterized. The record is from RefSeq and is a predicted model, not a curated record. The coding region runs from base 1 to 1407 and encodes 468 amino acids. The transcript has 4 exons. Lineage: Eukaryota; Fungi; Ascomycota; Dothideomycetes; Venturiales; Sympoventuriaceae.
AUGAGGGCGAUAGAACUGUGGCUGCUGGCAGAAGGCUGCCUGUGUACGGGAGCAGUGGCACGAGGUUUCAUCAACAAGCGCGCUUCGAAUGUAUGCCCAAGCGCAGACUACACUGCACAGAAUGGAUUAACAUUCUCGACCACGAACCUGUGCCUUGAGAACCUUCCCGGAGAUGAUAUAUCUCACACGUCACCAAUAGACACCAUAGAAGACUGUAUGGAUCUUUGCUCGUCUUCACCAGGCGACGUAGCAUGCACAGGGAUCGCCUACAACUUUGAAAGCAACACGUGCUGGCUUAAAAAUGUCAACAUUUCUAUAUCGGUAGCUACUUCAGAUGCAAACACGCAUAGUGCUUUGGCCACAAAUUUCAACUACGACCCGACGGACGUAGCGUGUCCUUACAGCAAUGGCUCCGUGCAGACGACGACUAAUGGAAUGGCACUCCAAAUUCUCUGCAAUAGAGACAUGCCGCUUAACGAUUACUGUGCGUUAGAUUCACCACAGCCCGCAAGAUCUGAUGGCGUCUGUCCAUACCAUGCCGAAACGAUGGAGGAGUGUCUAGAAAUCUGUUCAGAAGCUGCUCCGAUCUGUAAAGGUGUCGUUUUUAACCCUGACAAAGCCAUGGGCUAUGGCAACUGCUAUCCGAAGUCAGACAUCUCCACUUCAAACAUUGAGACUACCGCACAGGUGGCACCAGCGAGGCAUUUCGCAAUGGUCAACAACAUCCCCACGCUGAAUGAGACCUGUUCGAAUAACACCAUCACGAAAGCUUCGGAUGGAGAAGAGUUUUUGCUUACGUGUAACGACAACCGUCCAUACAACGAUCUUGUUCGGGUUCACAGCGAAAAUCUGACGGCCUGUGUGGAUGCGUGUACUAGUUUCAAAAAUGCCACUGCCGGCGAAUGCGUUGGUGUCAUGUGGGAUAGCACAAUGUCUUCGUCAUGGGAGAAUUGCUGGCUUAAAAGCAGUCCAGGCACGUCGCAAACUGCUGCUGGAGCCUUUACCGCAAUGAAGAUAAGCAACAGCAGCACCAGCACCAGUACCGGCAGCGGUGGAAGCGGUACUUCGAAACCCAGCGCUUCUUCAUCGUCGCCAUCAGGGGGCAAAAGCUCAAGCAAAGCAUGGAUUGCCGGUGUUGUGAUUGGGAUUUUGGCCGUCGUCGCCCUCAUCGGAGUCGCUGUAUGGUUUGUUCGUCGCAGACGUGCGAGUCAACCUGCCGUUCAAGUAUCGGAGCUAGCAUCGGAGCCCAAGACAGUGUAUGCGAAGGAGAGCCCACCAAGCGAACCGGUCUACCACGAACUUGGAGACCGCAAGGUGGCAGCGGUAGCGUCUCAGACAGGUCCUCAGGAACUGGAAGUGAAUAGCCAGCACGAACAAGUCUAUGAGCUUCCUUCAGAGACUAAAUGA